AGCACCAAGAUGGCGGCGUCCAGCGAGGAGGCCGACACGAGCCAUAUUAGAUCUCCAGUCGGUACCCCUGGAAAAGUCCGUGAUCUGAUCAGUGAAGGGAUCGUUAGUAGGGACCAAACAUCAGGGAGGAAGGAGGUUGGAGCCCCGACAGAAGAAAACAAUGGAUCUGUGGAUACUGUGUCAGGCAAGGCCUGUGAGGCAACCACCAAAGAUUCAUUCUUCAGCAGAGUGGAAUCUUUUUCCUCCUUAAAGUGGGCUGGGAUGCCCCCAGAGCUUUCCCCUCUUAUUUGUGCUAAGUAUGGUUGGUCCAACAUAGAAUGUGAUAUGCUUAAGUGCUCCAGCUGCAAUGCCUACCUCUGUGCCAGCCUCCAGCCUACCCUAGACAUCAGCAAGUACAAGCAGCGCUGUUUAGAGCUACAGAAUUCCCUGAGGAACGCACACGAGAAGUUCUGCUUCUGGCCAGACAGUUCUUGUCCAGAGCAUUACUGGGCCCUACUUUUCAGGGAGCCAACCUCAGUGCUGAGUGAUUUCAUCCAACGUUUCCAGGGUCUGUGUCACCUAGAGAUGCAGUUACCGUCCCUUAAAUAUGAGGAGCUGAAGAGCAUGGAACUAACAGAAGAAACAGUCAGCCUCCUGCUGCACAUGAUAGAGGAUGAACUGAAACCCAAGGAUGGUGAGAAUCUAAAUGGCAGCAUGGGCUCAGAUUCUCUCCUUGUUCAUGUCUCUGCCUGUAUCCUGGCGCUCUGUGGGUGGCAAAGCAGCCCAUCACCAGGGUCACCGCCUCUAUCUAUAAUUAGCUGCUCACGGUGUAUGAGGAAAGUUGGUCUAUGGGGCUUCCAGCAGUUGGAGGCUGUGGAUCUGGACACUUCCCUGGGGCCACCAAGCACUCCUGCAUCUCCAGGCGAUGGGCACUUUGAUAGAAUCCCACUGAGCAUCGUGUCACCAAACAGGAGGGUCACACGCAGCCGCGACACUGAGCAGAGUCCAGCUUCAGCCUUUACCCGGACUCGCAACUGGGAAGCUUCCAGCCCGGCAGACUCGGACACCGUGCGCAGCCGGCCAGUGACACGAAGUAUGGGGCAGGGAGAAACCACAUUAAGCACCGAGCUAUCAUCCAGCCCACACCGCAGAACCAAGCGCCCCCGCUUGUACUCCAGCAGCAGCUCAGAUACCUCCCCCCGAUGCUGCUUAGAUCCUCUGACACAGCACAGGAGCUGGUGCCCUUGGGUGAAUCCAUGCCAGACAGAGAAGAAAGGAGCCGAGGACCAAGGAGACUUAGCCAGGGCAGCAGAGAGCGGCUGGAAGUCUGUGCUUCGAGUACUCCUGGCUGAGAACAAAUCUAGGACUCUCUCUGAUUCCGAUUCCUCAAGUGUACCCGAAAAAUCCCGCAAAGUCUUCAAGAUUUUCCGUCAGUGGAAGGUGACGGCCUCAUCCUGAAGAGCUGUGUGCAUCAGUGUUCUUUAGUAUGAAGACCAUGAGCAUCUCCCACUUGCCCCGGCUGUGAAACUUAAUGGAACAGGGAACAUAUCUGGAUCCCAGGAUCCUCCAUCCGUUUCGCCUCACACUUCUGUAUUUGGAGCUACUGGCUAUUGCUGUGAAUGGAGCAUGACAGUUUUGUAACACUGGUUGUACAGAUACCAUGAAGAGGGUUUUUUCACAGAUGUUCUCCUCUUGUUCCGUUUACUGGGCAUAUAGUAUUUAGAGUUAACAGUUACAGUAAAAAGGCCAGGCAGCUUUCAUAUAGCAUUGACCACACCGGAUGUGUUUCGCAACUUGAGUCUGGCCUGUUAUGAACUGAUACAGACUGUUCCAGGUGUCCUCCUGUAUGAUGCAGAUACAGAAGGUUUCAGAAGACUGAGAUUUUACAAUGAGGAUCUUUCGGUUUAUAUCUGUAUUAUUUUAAAUAUUGUCUUCAAUAUUGAACCAAAUAUAUUUGUGAUAGCAAAUUUGA
Molecule: messenger RNA, 1951 nt
Organism: Bombina bombina (fire-bellied toad)
Lineage: Eukaryota; Metazoa; Chordata; Amphibia; Anura; Bombinatoridae
Gene: ZC3HC1
Product: zinc finger C3HC-type containing 1
Exons: 11
Coding region: 10-1437 (475 amino acids)
Cellular component (GO): nucleus
Molecular function (GO): zinc ion binding
Source: RefSeq, a predicted model, not a curated record